Messenger RNA from Polyodon spathula (Mississippi paddlefish), 2114 nucleotides. Its product is annotated as ankyrin repeat domain-containing protein 10-like. Lineage: Eukaryota; Metazoa; Chordata; Actinopteri; Acipenseriformes; Polyodontidae. The transcript has 6 exons. Gene Ontology annotation, molecular function: protein binding. The record is from RefSeq and is a predicted model, not a curated record. Bases 188 to 1360 code for a protein of 390 amino acids.
UUGUGUACUAUUUCUUAAGUUUCACUUCUGAGUGUGUGCGAGGUUUGGUUCUUUGUUUGCUUGUCUAUCCGCGGCGUGGCGUGCGCCUCAAGUAAAGCAUCCGGGGCAGACCUAAACUAAACAACCGCACGCAUUUUCCCGCGAUUACUCCAGUUUAACCUUACUGACUUGAAGGUAUAUUGGAAAGAUGUCUGUGGGGUAUGAAUCCGGGUUUUCGAGCGAAGAGGUGUUGAAUGUGCGUUACCCUCUGCACAGAGCCUGUAGGGACGGGGAUAUCGGCGCGCUCUGCUCUCUCCUCCAGCACUCCGCCAGCAAAACGGACCUCGCCACCGAAGAUUCCUUCUACGGCUGGACGCCAAUACACUGGGCAGCGCAUUUCGGAAAGAUAGAGUGCGUGAUCCGCUUGGUGCAGGUGGGGAGUGGAAUAAAUGCCACAACAACCCGGUUUGCCCAAACACCUGCCCAUAUCGCUGCUUUCGGUGGCCAUCCAGACUGCCUAAUGUGGCUGCUACAAGGCGGAGCUGACAUUAACCGUCAGGAUUACGUAGGUGAAACACCAAUCCAUAAGGCAGCUCGGUCUGGGAGCAUGGAUUGUGUCAAUGCUCUUUUAUUGCAAGGAGCAAAAGCACACUUGAGGAAUGCUAGUGGCCUGACUGCAGCAGAUCUUGCACAUGCCCAGGGAUUCCAGGAAUGUGCACAACUACUGUCAAACGUGCAGAAUCAGCUCAAUCAGCUGAACGGUUUCUAUACCAAUGGGGCGUUGAGUGGCGUUCACCAGAGCACUGACUCGAGGGUCCACUUCAAUGGUAGACCCAGAAAGCGAUCACUUGAAUACCUGGAGUCUGAUCUAGUGAAGAAAGCUAGAACUGAAGGUCUGGACUUGCCCAUGAAGAUGUAUAGAGGGGCCGAGGAAGAGCUGGAAAUCAUGCAUACCGAAUCCGAGCCUCCAGUCAUUUCAGGUGCACCUUUAGCAGCAGAUGUGAGCCACAAUGGCUUGCCAGGACGGGUGAUGGGAAAUGGAUUUGCGACAAACGGACACGUCCCUCAACCACAGCUCAAUGGAAUGGAAGCUGAGCCAGCUGAGAGUGGCUCUCAAGCCCCUGAUAUGUGUGGAUCGCUGCACCUUGGUGGAAGCCCCAGUAGCUGUGUGUCACACAGGCCUUCCUGGGCACCAGCCAACCCUUAUGAAUGUGGAGAUCCAGGAGACACACUGCAGUAUGGACAUUACCAUGGGUUUGGAGAUACUGCAGAGAGCAUUCCAGAAGCCAGCAGCAUGGCUGAACACUCCAGUUCAGUUAAAGUAGAACAGCGUUAUGACAAAGCUGUCUACAGCGCCAUGCACCUCUUUCACGGUUCCUAAAAGUGAGGUUUCCUAAGUCAAGCUCUUGCACGGAUUACUUUGUGAUCCUCUAAUCUAACAGUUACACUUUACAUGAGCAAUGCUUUCACUGGCUGGUUCCUUAUGUUAAUGGAAAAAGUAACAAAAGGCAGCGAACCAUGCUUCAUAAGGGAAGCAUUUUUACAUUAGUGCUUUGUUUACUUUCAGAAGUAGAUUGUUUUUUUAGAUGAAAGGCAAGAUACUGGCAGUAAAGGUUGUUUCAUUUUUCUUCAGUUAAUUAUAAAAGGAGAAACCUGCCAAUUUCCAUGUUUUGCAUUUUUUUUUUUGUUUUGGUUUUUUUGCAUUGCAUUAAAAACAACAAGUUGUAAUUACUUAGUUUAAAAUGGUAGAUAUGUAAAGUCAAAAUCCAUUAUAUGGGUCAAGUCAAUGUUUUGAUGUAAAUGAUUUUUUAUUGUAAACUAAAAGCUAGAUUUGGACAUUUUCUAGCGUAUGAAAGUUUGAGAGUUUGCUAACAAAUUCAGUCCAAGUUUUGAAUGAAUGUGUUUUGUGUCAAUAUUGGCCAAAAUGACUACGGUAUGUGAUCACAAGGUUUUCUUUCUAAAGUUUAGAGGCUUCUUGAAUUUGCUCAAGCUACGAUGAUUGUUAAACUGAAAACAUAUUCAAGCUGCCACCAUAGGCUGUAGCACUUAUACAGCCUGGGUUUGAUCUGUUAUUAUUUUUGUAGUUUGUGUAACUGCUUUCAUUGCUUGCAAAUAAAAACAGUAUUCAGACUUAA